Messenger RNA from Jatropha curcas, 3368 nucleotides. Its product is annotated as U-box domain-containing protein 44. Gene Ontology annotation, molecular function: protein binding. NCBI's taxonomy places the organism in Eukaryota, Viridiplantae, Streptophyta, Magnoliopsida, Malpighiales, Euphorbiaceae. The record is from RefSeq and is a predicted model, not a curated record.
AGAAAAUGCAGAAACAGGGUAGUAAAACUCUGUUUUUGACUCGGUCCUUCCUUGUUCAAUACCGCUCAUUAAAUGUGCAAGAAAAAAUAGCAAAAAGAGGAAGAUAACUGAUCUUAUUAUUAAGAAACCAGGUCAUAGCCGACUGAUGACACUGACCUAGAAGAUACCCUUCUCCACAAACCUCCAAACAAGAAACUUCCAAUUUGCUGCCCAAUAGUAAAUCUUCUUAUGUAGUUCCAAAAUUAAAAGGAAAAAGGAGACUAACACUCUGUCUUUCAUACAUAAGUUUGUUUAUUUGUUGGUUUCUUUUUGUGGGUUUCCUUCUAUAUUUCUUGUAAUCCCGCCCAAUACGGAUUUAAUGGAUACACGAACACUUUCUUGGAUUUUUAUUGCAGUCAAUUCAGGUUCAUUUCCUCUUUAUUUCUUCCAGUCUGAAUUCUUUAUCUUUCUCCCCUUGUUGAAUUCUUGAAUUAUUUGAUUUCUUUGAUUCUUGUUGUACAUGCAAGCACAUAUAUAUACACUCAGUCUCAUAAAUAUAGAACACAAACACACAAGUAUUUGUGUGUUUUAUGUAUAUAUAUAUAUAUCUUCUUUAUUGUAAUUUCUUCUCGAUUUUAUCCCUAAUUUGAUCUUUGAUUGCUUUCGAUUCUCAAUAUCUACACCUUUUCCUAUUGUUGAUUUUUGUCUUGGUUAUUUCACUCCUCUCAAUACUCCUGUCUAAAUCUUUACCUUGAAAGGGAAAAAAAAAAAAUGCAAUCAUGUGAGGAAAAGUGUUUCUCUAAGCUUGUGACAGAGCUGCAAGCCUCAGCAGAAGAGGUAGCAUCGCUAGCAAAGGAAUCUGAGUCUGAAAAAGAAAUUUAUACUGAAUUUGAAAUUCUGCUUGAGAAGUUUUCACCAAUUCUCAUAGAAUUGAAGCAAAAUGAUAAGAUCAUGGAUAGACCACCCGUUAGAAAAGCAGUUGAAUCCCUUGAAAAAGAGCUUAGGCGUGCCAAGGACUUGAUUCAAAACAUAGGUUCGAGAUCACCUCUUAAGCAAAUGGAGGACUUGACUCAAGAUCUUGGGAGGUCUUUAGGCCUUGUGCUCUUUGCAAGUAUUGAUGUGUCUCCGGAAAUUAAAGAAAAGGUCGCAACAUUACAUAAAGAAUUGAUGAAUACCAAGUUUAAUAAUGCUAUUUUAAGUCCAAGUCCAAGUCCUAGUGCAAAUCCUAGUCCAAGACCAAGUCAAGAAUCAGGGUUUGUGAGUGAAAUUGACUCUGAGAGGGAAAUUGAGGAAGAAAGCAUUACUCUUAGUAUUGAAGAAAUAGUGUUGCAACUUAAGUAUGGUAAUGAUGAAGAGUUUAGGCUUGCACUUAUGGGAUUGCGUGAUUUUAUUAAGGAUCAAGAGAUUGAUAAGGAGUGGAUUAAUGAUGAAGGAAUAAUUCCUAUUCUAUUUACUCGACUGGGUUCAAACAAGCCUAGCAGCCGGUUGAGUAUCAUUCAAAUGCUAAGAAUCCUUGCUUCUGAUAGUAAUGAAAAAAAGGAAAAGAUGGCAGAUGUUGGGUUCUUAUCACUAUUGGUGAAGUCUUUGACUCGAGACGAGGAUGAAAGGAGGGAAGCUGUAGGUUUGUUGUUGGAACUCUCAGAAAUUUCUGCAGUUAGGCGGCGUAUUGGAAGAAUACAAGGCUGUAUUGUUAUGCUAGUGACAAUGCUUAAUGGGGAUGAUCCAACUGCUUCUCAUAAUGCAGGAAAGUUGUUGUUUGCUCUGUCAAGCAAUACGCAAAAUGCACUUCAUAUGGCUGAGGCUGGUUACUUUAAACCUCUAGUGCAUUGCCUGAAGGAAGGCUCUGAUAUGAGUAAGAUCCUCAUGGCAACAGCAAUCUCAAGAAUGGAGCUCACAGAUCCAAGUAGAGCUUCCCUGGGUGAAGAUGGAGCAAUUGAACCCCUUGUCAAAAUGUUUAAAACUGGAAAACUUGAAGCCAAGUUAUCUGCUUUAAAUGCAUUACAAAAUUUAUCAAUGUUGACAGAAAACACACAGCGUCUAAUCAGUUCAGGCAUUGUACUACCCCUACUUCAGCUACUAUUCUCUGUCACAUCUGUGCUAAUGACUCUUCGGGAGCCAGCAGCAGCCAUACUUGCAAGGAUUGCUCAAUCAGAAUCUAUUCUGGUCAACCAAGAUGUUGCUCAGCAGAUGCUCUCACUUUUGAAUCUGUCCAGUCCAGUUAUUCAGUUUCAUCUCUUACAAGCACUUGAUAGCAUUGCUUCACAUUCUAGGGCAUCCAAAGUAAGAAAGAAGAUGAAGGAAAAUGGUGCACUCCAGCUUCUCUUGCCUUUCCUAACAGAAACUAAUAUCAAAAACAGAACUGCUGCCUUGAAUUUGCUUUUCACUCUUUCUAAUGAUUCACCAGAAGACUUGAUGGAGCAGCUUGGAGAAGCUCAUCUUAAUAACAUUGUCAACAUAGCCUCUUCCUCAGUAUCUGAAAGUGAAAAAGCUGCUGCAAUUGGAAUUCUGAGCAAUCUUCCCAUUGGCAAUAAGAAAGCAACAGAUACAUUCAGGAAAUCUAAUUUGCUGCCCAUUUUAAUCUCGAUAUUGAGUUCAAGUGAAUCAACUUCAACUUGCACAGCAAAGUGGUUAAUGGAGGGCAUUGCAGGCUUAUUUAUUCGCUUUACUACUGCAUCUGAUAGGAAAUUACAGCUUCUUUCUGCAGAAUUGGGCACAAUUCCUUUGCUUGUGAAGUUGCUGUCAAAUGGAUCACUGGUUGCUAAAUGUAGAGCUGCUACCUCACUAGCUCAACUAUCACAAAAUUCAUUAGCACUAAGAAAGUCAAAAUCGAGGUGGACAUGCAUGUCUCCUUCUUUAGAGGCUUUUUGUGAAGUUCAUGAUGGUUAUUGCAAUGUUAAAAGGACAUUUUGUUUGGUCAAGGCUGGUGCUAUCUCUCCUUUGAUCAAGAUAUUAGAAGGAGAAGAGAGAGGAGCUGAUGAAGCUGUUCUUGAUGCACUUGCAACUCUCUUGCAAGAUGAAAUUUGGGAGAGUGGGAGCAACUAUAUAGCCAAAAUGUCAGUUUUUCCAGGGAUAAUGAAAGUAUUGGAAUUUGGAAAUGUGAAGGCUCGAGAAAAAGCAUUGUGGAUAUUAGAGAGGAUAUUUAGAAUUGAGGAACACAGAACACAAUAUGGUCCAUCUGCUCAGAUUUUUCUCAUUGAUCUUGCACAAACUGGUGAUUCAAAAUUAACAUCAGCAGUUGCAAAAGUUUUGGCGCAACUAGAGCUUUUGCAACCUCAAUCUAGUUACUUCUAAGACAAUUUUGUGUCAUGUAAGCAAUGUUGUGCAUAGAAUUUUUGCAUUAUACUUCUGUAUACAUUGUUGCUUGAGAAUUUAAACCUUCACAUUUUUUA